Messenger RNA from Fimicolochytrium jonesii, 3013 nucleotides. Its product is annotated as ribosome biogenesis ATPase RIX7. Bases 122 to 2779 code for a protein of 885 amino acids. Gene Ontology annotation, cellular component: nucleus. Lineage: Eukaryota; Fungi; Chytridiomycota; Chytridiomycetes; Spizellomycetales; Powellomycetaceae. Gene Ontology annotation, biological process: ribosome biogenesis. The record is from RefSeq and is a predicted model, not a curated record. The transcript has 9 exons. Gene Ontology annotation, molecular function: RNA binding; ATP hydrolysis activity; preribosome binding.
GCUCCGUCCUCCCUCGUAUAUUCUACUCCGGACAGUCCUGCGAUUCAUAUUAGGUUUGUGAGAACUUGGGAGAGCAGCCUGACCUCGUCAUUAGUCUAGUCGUCUUUUCCGCUCGGUCAUAAUGGGGCGACGAAACUUCAUAAAGCCGGCCCCACGACCGAACGGAGGAAGGUCAUUGCAAGGCAGCAUGGAGGACAGAAUGCUGCCGCUUGUGCAGGAAUACCAAUACCAACAGAGCCAAAUAGACGGCAUAAAAAGCGACGUCGCCUUGAGGGAGGAGGAUGCCAUUUUGCAGUACAUUCGCUCUCAGGAUACGACCCUUGCGCGGAAGCCUGAGCGGAAUUUAAAGGUUGCUUUGGCAAAUGUCGUGAGGCAAGUUCGCAGUUUGGGCUCAAAUCAGGGCACAGAUACGCCGAACGACUCCGACGAAGACUUGGACUCCGAUUUUGCUUUCGAGGACGUUCCCAUGAUGGAGGUGAAGGAAACGAAUUCGAUGAACAGGUCCAUUUUGGGAAUAUACGGGGCGAAAAAGACUGUUGUGGAGACUUCGUCUUCCAUCAUUGUACCGGCCAGUCCUGCACGGGUCACCACCUCCUUUGCAGGAGACACAAUCAACGCAGCAAACGAAGCUACACAGCAGGAAGCGCGGAACGUACUGGAUGUGGAGCAACCGUCGGGGGAAACAGCCAUUUCAGACGCACAACCGGCCGAGCGAACGAAGAAGCGUCGCCAAAAGGACGCUCCCUCAGGCCAGGAGUCGAAGAAAGCGAAACGAAGCAGCCACGAGAAAGCCACAGCGAAGUGGCCGACACCAACAGCACGAUUGUCUGAUCUCGGAGGAAUGGACGGAUGCGUAGAGGAGGUUCUCCAGCUCAUCGGGAUGCCACUGAAGCAUCCAGAGAUUUUCCUGCAUUUGGGGAUUCAACCUCCCCGAGGAAUCCUGCUGCAUGGUCCUCCUGGAUGUGGGAAAACUCUGUUGGCCCACGCGAUUGCGGGGGAGGCUGGGGUUCCCUUUGUUAGCAUCUCUGCACCGUCUAUCGUUUCAGGGAUGUCUGGAGAAUCAGAGAAGAAGUUGCGGGAGAUCUUUGAUGAGGCUAAGGAUAUUGCACCGUGCCUGAUGUUCAUUGACGAAAUCGAUGCCAUUACCCCCAAGAGGGAGACGGCGCAGCGGGAGAUGGAAAGGAGAAUAGUCGCUCAGCUGUUGACGUGUUUAGACGACAUAUCAAUGGACAAGACGGACAACAAGCCGGUUAUAGUGAUUGGAGCAACAAAUCGACCAGACUCGAUCGACUCCGCAUUACGGCGAGCCGGACGAUUCGACCGUGAGAUAGCGAUCGGCGUGCCAGACGAGGCAGCGAGGGCAAGAAUUCUGGACAAACUAUGCUCGAAAUUGCGCUUAUCGGGAGAUCUGGAUACGAAAUCUCUGGCGAAAGUGACACCGGGCUAUGUUGGAGCAGAUCUGAACGCAUUGACGGCGGAGGCGGGCAUGCUGGCCGUACAACGCAUUCUGAAGACACUGACGAGAAAGACGGGUCCGGAAGGCCCAGCGGAGGCGGUGGUGGCGCCUCCGUCGAUAUCGAUGGAUGGGGAAGCAAUGGACGUCGACCAACAGAUCCCAACCACGACGGAAACUAGUGAUAGUCCGACUUGGGUUGAGGGCAUCCAGGGUGUGCUCUCCCAGACGAUGUCCGUCUCGGAGUUCCUGAGUUCCUGCCCAGAACCAUUAACGGAAUCCGAGCUAGAGCCAUUAUGCAUCAUCUUCAGCGACUUCGAAGCCGCACUGAAGGUAGUCCAACCCUCAGCAAAGCGUGAAGGUUUCGCGACUGUGCCCGAUGUCUCCUGGGCCGACGUUGGGGCAUUAACGCAAGUCCGGGAAGAGUUGCGCAUGGCCAUCGUUGAACCGAUUAGGCAUCCGGAAUUCUUUUCGCGGAUGGGCAUUGCGUCCGCUAUGGGCGUUUUGCUGUACGGCCCACCGGGAUGUGGAAAGACAUUGUUGGCUAAGGCUGUGGCGAACGAGAGUUGUUGUAAUUUUAUCUCAGUUAAGGGGCCGGAGUUAUUGAACAAGUAUGUCGGCGAGAGUGAGCGAGCGGUACGGAUGGUGUUUGCAAGGGCGCAGGCUUCAUCGCCUUGUGUCAUUUUCUUUGACGAGCUGGACGCUUUAUGUCCAGCGAGGUCCAAUGAGGGCGAGUCGCAAUCAUCAUCCCGCCUCGUAAACACCCUUCUCACCGAAAUGGACGGCAUGCAAGGCCGCAAACAAGUCUAUGUCAUCGCCGCCACCAACCGACCCGACAUGAUCGAUCCAGCCAUGCUCCGUCCGGGCCGUCUCGACAAAGCCCUGUACGUCGACCUCCCCGACGCGUCGGAGCGUUACGACAUUCUCACAGCCGUCGCCCGCCGCACGCCACUGGCACCUGACGUUGACCUGCGGAGCGUUGCGGGUGACGCGAGAUGCGACGGAUUCAGCGGUGCAGAUUUGGCGGCGUUGGUGAGGGAGGCGGCUGUUGCGGCGUUGAGGGAGGGACUGUUUCAGCAGAGUGCGGCUUUGGGCGCACCCGGGGCUUGGGGCGUGAAUCACAUCCAGGGACCGAAGGUGAAGGUUGAGGCUACGUUUGUGCAGCAACGACAUUUCAUGGUGGCGUUCUCGAAGAUGUUGCCUUCUGUCAACAAAAAGGACCGCCGCAAAUACGAUCUCCUACGCGUGAAGUUCGGCAAUGCAUCCUCCCCAAACGUGCCUGCCCCCCCGCAGGCACCCGUGGCCAACCAAGAUGUAGAUGCCUGAUAAGCAUCGGCCACGCAUCAACCCCCCCUUUUUGGCGUUCCAGUUUAGCGCAUAUGGAUCUUUCAGUUUGCAGAUUAUUGCGCUCUCAGCACCUCGCGGAGAGUCAAAGCAUGUAUAUAGAGCCAGGUACAGUGGGGUCACACACCACCUCAGGGCCACACAAACAAAUCCCCCAGCCAGCAGCGGGAAAAACUGCAACGUCACAUCGACAUGCUCCAACGGCGGCACGUUCCC